AUGGAUAAGUAUGAUGCCCUCCGGAUGUUUGAACCUGGUUCAUCCAUCAGAUGCUGGACGCGGGUAUCUGUGACUGAAGCUCCGGCGAUGCCUCUUGGUGCUAUGGUUUGGUCAGCACCUGUGAAUCGAAUUUCUCUCUCGUAUAUUGUCCUCCUCGUUCUACUUCCAAUUGAACCGGACGUCGGACGGCGCUUCUGUCCCCUCGUGAGGCCGGUGCACAUCACCGAGGUCGAUAUAUUAAAUUGA
Messenger RNA from Sparassis crispa, 246 nucleotides. RefSeq lists its product as hypothetical. The coding region runs from base 1 to 246 and encodes 81 amino acids. The record is from RefSeq and is a predicted model, not a curated record. The transcript is spliced from 3 exons. NCBI's taxonomy places the organism in Eukaryota, Fungi, Basidiomycota, Agaricomycetes, Polyporales, Sparassidaceae.